UCUCCAAAAAGCAUUUUUUAUUGCUUUUUCAUCAAAAUCCAUACCUAAUUUUGGAUUGAAACGAAGUACAAGCCCCUUACAAAGCAGAACGACGAUAAGAAUCGACGCCAAAUAACUCGCAAAAAGAGAAAUUCUUACGACUUUCGAGCUACUUCCGGUUUUCUCAUCACAAACGCUCCGUUUCUGGCUAUGCGAUGUCUGCUGUCGUCAAGCUACGAACGCCAACCAAGUCUGAGUCCUCAUUUUCGGGCGCGAAAACUCCCGAGGGCAAAGGGAUAAAACUCGCAGACCCCAAUUCGAGUUCAAUAAUGGACCUCGGGCGAUUGUUGUUGGAAGCAGCGAAGGAGGGAGAUACAAAACGCGUUUACGAACUCAUGCUAAAUGGAGCUCCUUUCACGACAGAUUGGCUUGGAACGACCCCUUUACAUUUCGCGGCAAAGUACAAUCACGCGGAAACGUGUCAGGUUUUGUUGCGAGGCGGUUUGAGUAAAGAUGCGCGAACAAAAGUUGAUCGAACCCCAUUGCAUCUCGCCGUGUUCGAGGGACAUUUCAAAAUUGUCGAGUUAUUGUUGCAACACAAAUGUAACCCAAAUGCGGUCGAUAUGCUCAAAAUGACGCCGUUACAUUGGGCUGUCGAGAAGGAAAAUGCAAAAAUUGUCGAGUUACUGUUGAAAAAUGGCGCCGAUGCGACAAUCAAAUCGAAAUUUGGAAAAUCUCCCGUUAUGAUGGCAGUUCAGAAAAACAACUCGAGGCUCAUGGAUUUAUUAUUGGAUCCAAAUCAUGCGCAUGAAGCGAUGAAUCAAGCAGAAAAUGCGUCAAAAAGCAUGAAAAAAGACUCCCGCAUCGAAGAAGACGACAUCGUAAUCGACGAAGAUGGCAACAUAAAAUCCCCAAAAGAGUCCCCGAUGAACACAACUGACGAUUUAAUCGAAGAAGACACGAAUUACAGCGAGAUGAUCAAUCAAAUGGACGAUCCAGCGUCGCCCGGAAGCAUCGAUGCUGUUGGAUUAAAAGUUUUACGCGAUCACGGUAUCCAAAUGUUGCCGCAAGACGAUAACAAUACGAUCAAAACUGCCCUCGAAAGUGGUUGUAAGCUAGUUUUAUCGGAAGCAGGCAAGCUCGUGUUACAAAAAGCACGAAAUUUCCGUUCAACGCCCGCAUCUUCGCCAAGUACAAGCAUUACGCCAAUCUCGCGUAAGAGAUCCGCUCAAAUAAUUUCGCCUUUGCAACAAACCGCAUCUCCAAAAAUCAUAAAAUUACAAAAAGUUGCGAAUAUUCGAUCACCGAAGAAGAUAAAAACGGACGAAAUGCAUAAAUUAUACACAAAAACGUUGGAUAAGCUUCCUCGAGGUACGACAGUAACGUUAUCGAGAGACGACAUUACAAUUCCCGACGAAGAUGAGGAGCCCAAUGAACGAAUUGCCGACGUGCAAGAACUUAAUGAGGAUUAUGACGAAGAAUUUUUGGAAGACACAGCAAUUCAGGGAGAUCGAAUUACCAAAUUGGAGCAACAGAUGAAGGAAAUGCGACGUGAAACGGAAAAACUGAGAAAAGAGUUGGAACAGACGCAGAAAUUAAAUGAAGAAUAUAAAGAGAGAAUUGAAAAGUUGGAAGAAGUCGUUUUUGCGGAAAAAGAAAAAUCUGAGGAAAAUGAAGAAAAAACUGAGGAACGUGAAGAAAAUGCUAAAACGGAAACUGAUGAAAAAAACGAAGAAAAAUCUGAAGAAGUUGAAAAAAAAUCAGGAGAAAAUGAAAAUUUAGAAGAAAAUGAGAAAUCUGAAGAAAAAUCAUGAUAAUGAGUAGUGAAGUUUUUUUUUGUAGUUUUUAAGUUUUAGAAAAUAAGAUUGUUAAGAGUUUAAAUAAAUUUUAAGGAAAUUUUUUGGACAAAU
Culicoides brevitarsis is the source of this 1889-nucleotide messenger RNA. It is a transcript of the gene Atac3, whose product is annotated as GA-binding protein subunit beta-2. Gene Ontology annotation, biological process: positive regulation of transcription by RNA polymerase II. Bases 195 to 1793 code for a protein of 532 amino acids. Gene Ontology annotation, molecular function: protein binding; transcription cis-regulatory region binding. NCBI's taxonomy places the organism in Eukaryota, Metazoa, Arthropoda, Insecta, Diptera, Ceratopogonidae. The record is from RefSeq and is a predicted model, not a curated record. Gene Ontology annotation, cellular component: nucleus. The transcript has a single exon.